UCGCUCUCGCUCUUGCCAAUUGUUCUCGCUGUUUGAGUGUUCGAAAGUGUCGCUCGUCGUCAAACGAACGUUUGAUCAUUGUGUGAAUGGUGAACUCGUCAGUACACGUCACAAGGCCGCUGAGCGAGCAAAGGAAAGGUCCCGUCGACCGCAGCAAGUGAUUUUGGUGAAAAAAAUAUCCUGAAUUAUAAGCGUUUAUAUUCGUGUGCGAGAGUGUAUAACGAUGGCUGAUAACGACCAGGAGUGGUUGAGACGAGUACAAACUCUGCGCCAAAAUCUCAUGAACCGGAUUGUCGGUUCGAACAUCUACCAAUCUCAACGAAAUUUACUCUAUCGAUUUUACCUACUGACCAACUUCCAAAGGGUGGACCAACUUCCAAAUCUGCGAGAAUUUUUUCGAGGAGAAGAAAUUGACUGGAUUCUCGCGGAGUUUGUGAAGUCUGCGACAUAUGACUACAGUGACAAUCGAGAGACACUAAUCAAUUUUGUGAUCAGGACUGGCUACAAGGACGAGCCCGAAGUUGAUAAAGACGGCAGACCAUUGCUACAUCGAACCACAGCACUACACCACGCGGACAAAAGCUGUGAAUAUUACAGAUUUGCCAUGGUCAGUGAUCUUUUCAAAAUAUACGACAGAUUCGACGCCAAUUACACUGAUGAGUACGGUUAUACACAUUUCCACGUGGCAUGCGAGUUUGAAUGUUAUGAAGCAAUACAGCAAUUCCUCGAUCUCGGCCAAGAUCCAAAUUGCCCCGUGCCGAAGACAGGUAAUUCACCGCUACACUUGGCUCUGAUUCGCAGACACACGGAGGUAGCCGAAUUGCUGUUGAUCUAUGGCGCUGAUCCAAAUUUGGCCAACAAGUCCGGAUCGACUCCUCUGCAUCUUAUUUGCGAGAUAUCUGACCUAGAAUUCAAACGGCUACGUACUAUUCCUAAAUUUGUUGAUACAUUCUUCAAGAUCUGCGAUGAAAAGCGCCAAACGGUGCAGGUCGACGUUCGAGACAAGUCAGGCCAGACGCCGUUGCACUUGGCUCUUGAACGCAUCAAAGAGAAGGAGGCCGAACUGCUGCUGAGGCGAGGUGCCAAUCCGAAUCUAGCCAACGAGGACGGAUCGACACCUUUGCAUCUCAUUUGCACGAGAUACGACGAGAAUGACUUCGUGGAGACUUUCUUCAAGAUCAUCGACGAUAAACAUCAGCCGUUGGAAGUCAACGCCCGGGACAAGUGGGGCCGUACGCCGCUGGAAUACGCCGUGGAGCGUCUCUUGCCGAUUACGGUCGAUUUUCUCUUGGAUCACGGUGCCGAUGUUUCCAACUUCGUUUUUCCCAAUGUGAGUCAAUCAGACGACCCGCCAUUCCACGGCGGCAAUCGGUUGAUGCUGGCUUGUCGCGUUCUGCUCUGCGCCCAGCAUCUGGAAGAGAGAGGAUACGAACUGGACCGCGACGACGUCCUGACGAUGAUGAAAUGGUACACAAUGUGCGAUUCAAUGCGCGUUGUUGGACUGUCGCGUUUAUGCGAAGAAGACAAAAACUUAUUAAGGGAAGAGAAAAUAAUGAAAAUGAAUACAGGUAGGGGUCUGACAGUCUACGACCUGCUUUAUUUAGAACCCGAAGAGGCGGCGAAACGAGUCGUUUAUAAGGACUGCUACGACUUGACGCGCUCGCAAAAGUAUAAUCGGUGGUUCUCCAGCGAAUUCAGAGAAGCUUGCGCCAAUAAUUUGUGCGAUGUGCUGCCGAGGAGACAUUUUCUACGUUGGACACUGGAUCCUUUUAUGGAGCUGAUAAACUACAGGCUGCCACAUCUCCCUUGUGAAAUGAUCUUGGAUAACUUAAAUAUUGUGGAUUUAUAUAGUAUUUGUCUGGCGGUUUCAGGCAAAAAUUCAUGACUUUGAUAAGCAUAUUUGUAGGUUUUUUUGAAAGUCUGGUGUUUUUUGCAAGUUUCUGCAAAUUUUUCACAUCAUUCAAGUAAAUAAAUGUAAGAUAAUUUGAUUUUUUUGUUUCUUUUAAUGAUCACAGGCGAAGAAAGCGACUUUGUGUGUUUAGGAAUUACGAGCUCAAUUUAACCAUCUAAAAAUGGUAAAAUUAAUGAAUGUAUCUGCAUAGUUUUAAGAAAUGACAUACAAACUAUACAAAAAAUAAUUAUUUUUCUAAUGAUCUUAAUAAUCAUUAUUAUACCCAAAAGCAGGAAAGAACUUUUUAACGAAAUUAUUUAUUAAUUCAAUUGAAACCAUAUUUAUCGUUAUAAAAUAUCUCAAUUCAAA
This is a messenger RNA of Trichogramma pretiosum, 2260 nucleotides long. RefSeq lists its product as uncharacterized. Gene Ontology annotation, biological process: positive regulation of transcription by RNA polymerase II. Lineage: Eukaryota; Metazoa; Arthropoda; Insecta; Hymenoptera; Trichogrammatidae. The record is from RefSeq and is a predicted model, not a curated record. Gene Ontology annotation, cellular component: nucleus. The coding region runs from base 224 to 1885 and encodes 553 amino acids. Gene Ontology annotation, molecular function: transcription cis-regulatory region binding; protein binding. The transcript has a single exon.